Vanderwaltozyma polyspora DSM 70294 is the source of this 2361-nucleotide messenger RNA. It is a transcript of the gene VPS70, whose product is annotated as putative zinc metalloprotease. NCBI's taxonomy places the organism in Eukaryota, Fungi, Ascomycota, Saccharomycetes, Saccharomycetales, Saccharomycetaceae. The transcript has a single exon. The coding region runs from base 1 to 2361 and encodes 786 amino acids. The record is from RefSeq and is a predicted model, not a curated record. Gene Ontology annotation, molecular function: carboxypeptidase activity.
AUGACUGCUGAUGAGUGUAUCACAGAUGAUGAGAGCCAGCCUUUACUAUGGGAGAACGGUGAAGUGUUAGAGGAGCAGAAUAGUAUACAUGAAUCUAUUGUAGAAUCAAUUAGGAGGCAGAGAACCAAUACAAUUACCAGCAUUAGAAGUGGCUAUCAACUUGUUAAAGAACAUGUUGAUAAGGAGAAGUUUAUUUAUUUGAUUUGUUUAAGUUUAUUCCUCUAUUUGAGUUUUAUGGCAGUAUUUGCCCCGCGGUCUUCCUUAUCUAUGGAUUUUAGAUGGUUACAUGGUUCAAGAUUGACAGAAGCAGAGGUAUACCGAUUAUUUAUUAAUAAAUUAGAUGAAGUCAAUCUGAUAAAGACUCAUAUUGGUAAAUUAUCCGAUGGUUCCAAACGCCCAGGAGAUCAGAGUGAACUCACUUAUGUGACGGAACAAUUAGAAAAGUUAGGAUUUAAUCCUAAAUUAGAAAAGUAUUAUCCUUGGAUGAGUACACCAAAUGAUACCAAAUUACAACUUUACUAUAAUGAUAAUAUCAAAUAUAACUUUGGAUUAAUCGAGGAUUGUUUGGAGGACUAUGAUCAAUUGACUUGUAUUGAUAAUAAAUUAAAGGGUUUCCAUACCUAUUCUGCCAAUGGUGAAGUCAAAUCAUCAUAUGUCUUCGUAAAUUAUGGUACUUUACAAGAUUAUAAAUUAUUACUGGAUAAUAAUAUUUCUGUAGAAGGUAAAAUUCAUAUAAUUAGGAAUGGUGAUAUAACGCAAGGAUUCCAAUUAAAGAACGCUGAAUUAUAUGGAGCUAUUGGUGUUGUAACAUUUUCUGAUCCUGUUGACGAUGGUUUUGUAACAAAUGAAAAUGGAUUUGCUAGCUAUCCAUAUGGGAAAGCCCGUCACUUAAGCAGUAUAAAUAGAGGUUCGGUGGCAUAUCUGGCUGAUAUACCUGGAGAUCCAACUUCACCAAACUUUCCCUCUAAGAAUAGAGAUACUGAAAGGUUAUCACCAGCUGGAAAAAUUCCAACGAUACCUUCGUUACCAUUAAGUUCUGAAGAAGUUUCAAAUUUACUAGCUGAAUUGAACGGGAUUGGUUAUAAAUUCCAGGAGGGUGGUGAUGUGAUCGGUUUUGAUUAUUCAAGUGGACCUUCGCCGGAGAAUGUUACACUUUUAUUAUCAAAUUCUCAGAAUUAUAAUAUUACAGAGAUUACGAACAUUGUAAUUGAUAUAAAAGGAAUAUUUUCAGAAGGUAUGAUUAUAUUGGGUAGUCAUAGGGACCAUUGGACUGUUGGGGGUGUUGGGAAAUCAAGCAGUAAUACAGCCCUAUUUUUAGAAAUUGCUAGAGGUAUGAGUUAUCUAAUAUCUAAAGGUUGGAAACCAUUACGGCCCAUCAAGCUGGUCAACUGGGAUGGCUCUGAAGAAGGUUUUCUUGGAUCUACAGAAUAUGGGGAAGAUCAUGCAGCAUUUUUUAGAACCAAUGCAAUUUCAUAUAUUAAUAUGGAUAAUAUUAUGUCAGGAACAAAAUUCUCAUGCCUUUCUAACCCUCUACUGAAAGAAGUUAUUAUCAAGGCCUCGAGAUCCACAUCAUUCAAAGGAUUGGACGAUUGGACUCUUUACGAUGAGUGGAAAAGACAGUCUCCUUCUACAGAAGUCGACUAUCCAGGUGGAGACUCUGAUACAAUGAUAUUUCAAAACCAUUUAGGUAUCCCAUCUAUGGAAUGUUCAUUUAUUAACGAUAGAUUACACGAUGCGGUAUAUCAACCUGGUUCGAACUUUGAUACAGAAAAAUGGAUGGAGACAUUUUUGGAUCCUAGAUAUGAAUUACAUAGCACUCUUGCAACAUUUUUUGGGCUAGUUGUGCUAAAUUUAAGUGAAAAAGUGGUGAUCCCGUUUAAAAGUGAACCUUAUUUCCAAACAAUUCAUCGGACUUUUAGUCGUUUUUAUUCUAUGAUUGUUGAAGAAUUUCCGCAUGAUAAGGAGAUUUAUACUAUCCUUACAAAGACAUCUGAGUUGAUAUCGCGGUUUUUAGAAACUGAAAGUAUUUCACUUGAUGAUUAUACCAAAAAAGUACAUGAUGAAGCUGUUCAAGAACUUCCACUUUGGCAAGCAUAUAAGAAAUUUGGAAUGUAUGCAAGACUACUCAGAACAAACUCAAAAUUAAUGAAAUUCGAUAAAUUAUUUUUAUCACACUGCGGAUUAAACAAUAGAGAAUGGAUGAAACAUUCAAUAUUUGCACCAGAUAAAUAUAAUGGGUUUGAAGGUAUAAUAUUACCAGGUAUUAAAGAAGCUCUCCAAGAAAAUAAUAGAGAUGAAUUAAGAAAUUGGUUAACAAUAUUAUAUGUUCAAUUGACGAAUUUAUCAUUGCUAAUUCGAUAA